AUGCGAUUCAACAAGAUCUUCGUGGCUCUGGCCAUGGUACUACCUGUGGUGUUCUCUGCCAGCAUUCCAUCCUCGGAGCAGUUCUGCGAGCCAGGCACUCGAAAGUGCGACUACAACGACGUGGUGAUCUGCAAUCCCCAAGGCACUGAAUACUGGUCGGAUCAGUCAUGUAGCAAGACCGAAAUCUGUACCAUUGACACCAACAACCCUGAUGAUCAUGGUCAUUGUAUCGCGACCUGCGACAUCCCCGGCGAAGAGCGCUGCCUCGGCAAUGAGUGGCGUGUCGCAUGCAACAACGAGCACCGAUGGAAAGCCAUUGAAUCAUGCCCUACACCCGGAGUAUGUAACACACUCAUGAACAAGACUUCCUGCGCCACUGCAGACUUGCCACCGGCGCCUCUCCCUCCUGGCACUCCACCGCAACCUGAGCCUUGCAAAACAGUGACCGAGACGCGAUGCUCAAACUGGUCAAACGGUCUUUACCGCAUCGAGAUGUGCAACUAUGAUCAAUUCUGGCUUGCCUAUGGGACCUGCGGAUCGGAAGAGUUUUGCAUGCACUGGGUGCCUGGUCAAUACGUCAGCCAAGGCGAAACAAAAUGCGUCUACGACCCUGAAAUCCUGUCCACUGCUCCUCCUCCCAAAUCCCUUGACUCUCGGUCGUGGAUAUCGCAAGGAACUCCAGAUGCUCAUGAGUAUUGCGACACUGGCACAUCCCGCUGCUCUGGCAACAAGCGUCAGGAGUGUGUCGACAGCGUCUGGAAAUCAACCAUGUGUCCCAAGACUUCCGAAUGCGUCAAGCAUGACGAUUUCGUGCAGUGCUGGAUGAAGCCACCGACUCCCGCGACCGUACCAGAGCCAUGCACGCCAGGCGAUCGAAAGUGCGACUCUGACGCGUACGCCCUCAUGCUUUGCGGAGACAACGAGAUGUGGCAUACCGAGAAGAAGUGCACCACUUACGGAGACUGCAUCACUGACGGCCCAGGGAAAGCGCACUGCGAGACUGGUGGUGUAGGUCCGUCGAAAAUGCAACGUCAAACCAACAGCACUGAAUGCGCCUACGGAGAUUGGGCCUGCGACAGCCAUCAUCGCUUCAUGUACAAAUGCAAUAGUAACGGUACCUGGUCGGCGCCGUACCAGUGCAGCAGGGCAGGUGGUUGCCAACCCGAGGGACCUACUUCCGCCUUCCCCAAGGGAAGAAUGACAUGCGCGGGUUUUCCGAAAUACUUGUACCCUUACCCGGACAACAGGGUCUGUGAGACGGUCAAGAGCUGCGAGUACAUGCAGUAUCUUUACCUUAUCGCUGGCUCACCUGAUGCCGAGACUAAGGAGAAGUUCCGCAAGAGCAUGUGCGCGGACGAGGCUGAGGAGUAG
Alternaria hordeiaustralica is the source of this 1371-nucleotide messenger RNA. RefSeq lists its product as uncharacterized. NCBI's taxonomy places the organism in Eukaryota, Fungi, Ascomycota, Dothideomycetes, Pleosporales, Pleosporaceae. Bases 1 to 1371 code for a protein of 456 amino acids. The transcript is spliced from 3 exons. The record is from RefSeq and is a predicted model, not a curated record.